Molecule: messenger RNA, 4175 nt
Organism: Neopsephotus bourkii (Bourke's parrot)
Lineage: Eukaryota; Metazoa; Chordata; Aves; Psittaciformes; Psittacidae
Gene: FAM107A
Product: family with sequence similarity 107 member A
Exons: 4
Coding region: 484-987 (167 amino acids)
Biological process (GO): actin filament polymerization; regulation of actin cytoskeleton organization; actin filament bundle assembly
Cellular component (GO): stress fiber; synapse; neuron projection
Source: RefSeq, a predicted model, not a curated record
GCCCCGGUGCCAGGCUUGGCUGUUGCAGUGGUUGCUAAAGAGAGUGGGCGUGCAGCUUCCUCUAGGGUGAUCUGAUUUCUCUGGGAGCGUGGUGAAGGCACACUUAAGAGGAGCCGUACUCUGUGGAGCACAGACACAACCUCUGCACCAGCAGCAGUGCUGGGCAUGCACAGGACUGUUUGCUUUUGCUGGGGGUGAAACUAUUACCUUGUUCAUCCAUCCUGGGAAAACAUUGUCUGGCAACGAGGAGCAAAGGGAGCAAGUUUGGAGGGUGGCAGAGAGAGCGGGCACCGGUUGCUGCCAGCCAAACUCCAGCCCUCAGCAUGGUCCCUGUGGGGUGGUGACAGCGGCAGGGAGGGAGCACCAGCGCAGCAGCCACCUCCACGUGACUCCAUCCCUGCUCCCACUGGAGAGACCGGGCAGCUCCAUCGGACCUGGCCAUCAGUCCUGCAGGUGUGAGUGCAGUCGGGCAGGAGCAGAGCCAUGUCAUGGGGCACGGGGCAACACUUGUCCUCCGGGCUCUCCAAGGCCACGCUGCGGAAAUCAGCAUCAAUAUACACUGAAAUACAGCAGGAACAACCAGACAGUGGGAAUAUCCUGACUCACCCAGACUACAUAGAUGGAAACCCAGACCUCAUCAAACCUAAAAAGCUCCUAAAUCCUAUAAAAGCCUCAAAGAGCCACCAAGAGCUGCACAGAGAGCUGCUGAUGAACCACAAAAGAGGUUUGAGCAUGGAGAGUAAGCCAGAGCUGCAGCGGGUGCUCGAGCACCGACGGCGAAAUCAGCUUAUCAGAAAGAAGAAGGAAGAGGAAGAGGCAAAGAAAUUGCAGUGUCCUUUUGAAAAAGAGCUAUUAAAGAGGCACCAGAGGCUGGACCAGUUGGAGAAAGAGCAGGAGAAGCAGGAAGACCAUGCACCAGAAUUCAUUAAGGUCAAGGAAAACCUCAGAAGAACAUCUACGGUGACUGGGGAUGAGAAAGCAGCGUAGCUUCUGCCAAAACUCAACAGGGAUCCUGCCAAGGCAGGCGCUAACACACUCUGACAUCUCUGUACAUGGUGGACAUUCAGAGCCACAAUCCUGGGGCUACUUAUGGCUAUUAACACUUGCUCCAGUAGAAGGCACAAAAAGGUUUUCCCAGCCAGAAGGUAUCACUGUGGAAAAGGUGCAGUAUUCACUGAAGUACUAACACAAGGAGAUGCAGAGAGAAACAAUGUUGUUUCCCCUCAGAUUGUGGGUGCAUGCUAAUAUGCAGCUAACUCUUGGUUAACCCUAGAGUCACAGCAACUGUUUAAGCCAGGGAAGCCUGUGGAGGGAUGGUUUGGGGGAUCUCUGCUUCUUCCUCGAGGCAGGAUCCCCAGGCAUGAGGUGACAGGAGGGUGGCUGCAGGUUUGGAACCUCCUGGAAACCUGGUGUGAUAACUAAAAGUGACAAUCUGUGCAUUACUGAGAACAGCCCCGAUUACCGCAGUGGCUCUCCCCAGAGUCCCUGUCAAGCCUGGCUAAGGCUGUGUCCCAGCAGCACACCCAUACUAUUAGAAGAGUCAACCUCUGUGUGCCCACACCAAUGCAGCACAGGAGGUGCAACUGUUCCUCACCUUUAAACUGCAUCUCAAACCUGUUAGAAAAGAGAUAUUUAGGCAGUUUCACACUUGGGCAGGAAAUACAUCGGGCUAUACCAUCAGCAUCCCAAGUGGGAGGCAAAUGUUCUGUGCAGAAAGCAAAGGUUGGAUGUCUUCAGCAUAUGCGUACAUGGCAGUGUGUAGUGACCAGGCAGAAGAUCCCUGUGGAUGUAGCAGGCAGACAAGCUGCUUCUUACCCCUGAACUACUGAGCUCAAGCCCCUCACCCAGCGGCUGGACAUGAGCUACCAUAGGAACCCAUAAAAACACAUCCUGUGAUGGAGAGGUGCUACUGAUUGCAUUAGGUACUGAUGCAAAACUGUCAGUGCUUCUUAUCCCCUUUUCCAGAGGUCAGAGUUGCCUCAUUUCAGUUGCCACCUUACAAAGCUAAAAAUCUCUCUACUGGUGUGGCAAAGCUGAGACAGGUUGCUCAAAACCAGGUUGGAUGGGGCUUGGAACAAUCUGCUCUAGUGGAAGGUGUUGGAUGAGCUUUAAGGUCCCUUCCCAUCCAAACCAGUCUGUGGUUCCAUGAGAUAGAGGGUGCAUUUGCGCCAUGUAUGGAAAGAGCCUGUCACAGUGAUGCCCUGAGGUGUCCACAUCUAGAACUAAAAUUGCACCUUCAGGAUUUCUCAUCUUCUUACUUUUCACAUCAGCCCUGACUCAAAGCCUAAACAGCGUAACUUACCAACUGCCUUUAAACUGGCUCUUGGAUGGCAAGCCUCAGUGGACUUAGCUGGGAAGGUAAUACCUGGUUAAACGAUAUUUACACAUCUUCAGUGUAUCCACAAGUAAAUUAAGGGAAACUGGGCAUUUACCAUAUAUUUAUUAAAACAUUAUUAAUCCAUUCCCUAAUCUCCCUGGUCCAGUGGGGUGUUUCAUUUCAGAGGGAUGUUGCUCAACCUGUUCAGCUUGAGUAAAAUACCUCAGCCACAUCAUGUGUUGAGAGCAGUGAUAGAGGUAUGGGGCUUCUGCAGCUGUAAGAGCCCUUAGCUCAUUUUCAGUCCUGGAGAGCCCCAUCUCACUGCACUGUCUCUAAGGUAGGUUUUAAGCCCCUUUCUCAUCAUCCAGUGCACAUGGUCACUAUGGGGUCAAACAAGAUCUAAAAGGAUCUAUGAUGUCCUUUCUAACUCUGAAGCUUUUCUUAUAGGUUAUAAUUAAAACCAUGUGGAAGAAUCAGCAUCAACCAUUUUUUCAGGGGCAGAAAGAAGGCCAAAUUUCUCCAAGAAAAAAGUGUGUUGCUAAGGAUGCUUGUCCACAGCUGUAAAGAAUGCUGCAUGAUGCUCCACAGAUAACACUGGUUUAAAUCACAAGCCUACCAUGCUGGGGUUUUGUGAGGGGUUACAGCAGAGAUAAAGUAACCUUGAUCAAAGAGCUCAAAAAAAUUCAGCAAAUUAAUGUGUAAUUUUGCCACCUAUGGAAAUGCACUGCAGGAGAGGCAAUCUAUCACUCCAUGUGCACCAGUGAAAUCAGUGUCAUCAGCUCACCCGGGCUGGGAUGGGGGAGUUUAUGCAAGUCUUUGGGUGGAAGCCAUCCAGUAACCGUAGGCUGAAUGCUGAGAUCAGCACUGACACAGUUGGAAACAUUUUGCUGUGAUGUUCUUGAGUAUAAAAACAUUAUCUGGAAAUAUUAACAAUAAUCAAGGUGCCUCCCUACAAUGUGGUGUGCACCAAGCACGGAGUGGGGCUGCACUCCAGUGCAGUCAGUCAUUGCUAAGGGGUGUUUGGGUCAUUUUCAGUGUAUGUUCAGAAGGGAAACGGAGGACUAGGUCACACUGUCCUAACGCAGACCGAGCUAAUAGAGCCACAAGAAUUCCUUACAGCAGUGGAGAGACAGCAGAAAGCCCUGACCCUGAGCUCACCAGGACCCUGCAGGCUGUGAGCUGGGACCCAGCCAUACGUCCACACACUUGACCAACCCACCAAACCAGCACUGGCAGCUCCCAUGGGGCCAGGGCAGGCUGUGGCAGCCCCAUGGCACACAGCGGGACAUACUGUGCUUCAUCACUGGCUUCAGCCCCCCGUAACAGCACAUGGGAAAUGACACUUUUACUGCUCAGGCAUCUUCCAACACAGCUUUUCCACCCCUGUGAACUGGGAACCACCUGGGCUCAGACAAGAGCUUGUACAACCUUCGGCCAUGCUCUUGUGCUUCAUGGCAGCAUGGAGGUGGUAUCAUCUGUGUAGGCAUCACCAGGAAGAUUUUGGGGUAUCUGUGUUUGUUUUUCUUUUAAAUGAAUUCUUCCCUAUGUCCCUGAAACACAUUCCUGAAUAAAUGUGGUGUAUCCAGAAGAUACAGAUUAUCAGAGUAUUGAUGGAAGACAAUUUUUUGCACUGUGUAUGUUGCCUAUGUGGUACAUAGUCUAUUUUCUGUGUUGGUGUUGGUGUUAUACAGUUAUAUAAAAUUAUAUGUCAUACAACUCAACUGACACUGUUUAAUGUGGGCACUUGUGAAGAAAUAAACUAAAUGGUGACUGUAUAUUUUGCUCUCUUCCACAAGAAACUGAAGAAGCUCUGAGGAUGCAAGCAGACAACAGCCAAAUAAACUGAACAUAAAGAUCA